UAAAGUUAGUCCACAAAUUCCCCGCAGGAUGGAGGCUGAAAAUGAGUGCCUUGAAUUUCUCACCCUGAGGUCUGGCCUAUAAUUAUACAAGGAACUCUUGAGAGGUUUUUUUUUAAAACAGGACUGAGAGCUGUGGACCUCAUCAGGAUCCUAGCCGAGAACAGCUUGUGAUGGAGCCCUCACCCUUUGAGCUACCAGCUGACACAGUGCAACGCAUUGCAUCUGAACUUCAAUGUCACCCAGCAGAUGAGAGGGUUGCCCUCCGCCUCGAUGAGGAAGAUGAGCUGAGGCACUUCAGGGAGCAUUUUUAUAUCCCCAAAAUGCAGGAUCUGCCUCCAAUUGAUUUAUCUUUAGUGAAUAAGGAUGAAAACGCAAUCUAUUUCAUGGGAAAUUCUCUUGGCCUUCAACCAAAAAUGGUUAAAACAUAUCUGGAAGAAGAAUUAGAUAAGUGGGCCAAAAUGGGAGGCUAUGGUCACGAGGUAGGGAAACGUCCUUGGAUUACAGGAGACGAGACCAUUGUAGGCCUUAUGAAUGACAUUGUAGGAGCCAACGAGAAGGAAAUAGGCCUAAUGAAUGGUUUGACUGUUAAUUUACAUCUUCUACUGUUAUCGUUUUUUAAGCCUACGCCAAAACGGUAUAAAAUUCUUCUAGAAGCCAAAGCCUUCCCUUCAGAUCACUAUGCUAUUGAAUCACAGCUUCAACUGCAUGGACUUCCCAUUGAGGAAAGUAUGCGGAUUAUAAAGCCAAGAGAGGGGGAAGAAACCUUGAGAAUAGAGGAUAUCCUUGAAGUAAUUGACAAGGAAGGAGACUCGAUUGCAGUAAUUCUGUUCAGCGGGCUGCAUUUUUAUACUGGACAGCUCUUUAAUAUACCUGCCAUCACCAAAGCCGGACAAGCAAAGGGUUGUUUUGUUGGCUUUGAUCUAGCACAUGCAGUUGGAAAUGUUGAACUUCACUUACAUGACUGGGGAGUUGACUUUGCCUGCUGGUGCUCCUACAAGUAUCUAAAUGCAGGAGCAGGAGGUCUUGCUGGUGCCUUUAUCCAUGAAAAGCAUGCCUAUACAGUUAAACCUGCGUUAGUGGGAUGGUUUGGCCACGAACUCAGCACCAGAUUUAAGAUGGAUAACAAACUGCAGUUAAUCCCUGGGGUCAAUGGAUUCCGAAUUUCCAAUCCUCCCAUUUUGCUGGUCUGUUCCUUACACGCUAGUUUAGAGAUCUUUAGGCAAGCAACUAUGAAAGCAUUGAGGAGAAAAUCUAUUUUGCUAACUGGUUAUCUGGAAUAUAUGAUCAAGCACUACUAUAGCAAAGACAAAGCAGACACCAGGAAACCUAUUGUGAGCAUCAUUACUCCAUCCCGUAUAGAGGAGCGCGGCUGCCAGCUAACACUAACAUUUUCUGCUCCAAUGACAUAUGUAUUCCAAAACCUAGAAAAGAGAGGAGUGGUUUGUGACAAGCGGGAACCAGAUGGCAUCCGAGUAGCUCCAGUUCCUCUCUACAAUUCCUUCCAUGAUGUCUACAAAUUUAUCAAUCUGCUCAUUUCUGUACUUGACUCUGCAGAAACGAAAGAGUAGCUGUGUUUUCUAGAACAGCUUAAGUAAAUAAUACUGAAAGUU
This is a messenger RNA of Equus quagga, 1610 nucleotides long. It is a transcript of the gene KYNU, whose product is annotated as kynureninase. NCBI's taxonomy places the organism in Eukaryota, Metazoa, Chordata, Mammalia, Perissodactyla, Equidae. Gene Ontology annotation, molecular function: pyridoxal phosphate binding; kynureninase activity. Bases 171 to 1568 code for a protein of 465 amino acids. Gene Ontology annotation, biological process: NAD+ biosynthetic process. Gene Ontology annotation, cellular component: cytoplasm. The transcript is spliced from 14 exons. The record is from RefSeq and is a predicted model, not a curated record.